UCCAAGAGCUCUCUGACGGAAGUUCGUUCCAACGUUCGAAGAUUCGUGGAGAAUGUCGUGACCAAACUGCAGCUGCGGGAAUUCGCUGCACGUUGUAGGACAGCGUCGUGGAAUCCUGUGCUGCCCUAACGCAGCACCUCUCGAGGUUGCAUCGUGCCCAGCAUCGGGUCGUCUCGCAGUCGAGGAGGAUGUGUUUCUCUUCUCGCCGAAUUUGAAUCAGAGAUUUUAUAUUUUUUUAGAGCUCGCUUGGUCAUGCGAAUUCGUACAUUUUUUUCAUGCGCUUCACGUGAAUUUUGAGCUCAGGAAGCCGCAGCUAUGGCCUCUGGGAAGAGGAAAAUAGAGAAUGGGGCGGACGCAAUGAGCUCUCCUCUGAAGCAGGCGAGAGCUGACUCUUCCGCCGCUGCCGAGUUGAAGACAGCAGAUGAAUUGUCCGCUCCCUUGGUAGAUGGAGCCGGGGGCGACUCAAUCACUUGCCUUCAUGAAGUCUCGUACCCGGAGAAUUAUGAGAUGCCAGAAAAGGCCGAACCCUUGCUCAACAAGAAACCUGCUAAAGAGUACCCUUUUACCCUUGAUCCUUUUCAGCGGGAAGCCAUCAAGUGUCUGGAGGCUGGCGAGUCGGUGUUGGUCUCUGCACAUACGUCUGCCGGAAAAACUGUUGUUGCUGAGUAUGCCAUUGCAAUGUCACUUCGUGACAAGCAGCGUGUUGUAUAUACCUCACCUAUCAAAGCCCUCAGUAACCAAAAGUUUCGAGAAAUGACGGAGGAAUUUUCUGAUGUGGGGCUGAUGACCGGGGAUGUCACAAUUGCACCGAAUGCGUCAUGCUUGGUCAUGACUACGGAGAUUUUGAGGAGUAUGCAAUACAGGGGCUCUGAGGUGAUGAGGGAGGUGGCCUGGAUUAUCUUUGACGAAGUGCAUUACAUGCGCGAUCGGGAACGUGGUGUUGUCUGGGAGGAGAGUAUCGUCAUGGCACCAAAAAAUGCUCGCUUUGUCUUCUUAUCCGCUACUGUGCCCAAUGCUAGGGAGUUUUCUGAAUGGGUUGCUAAGGUUCACAAACAGCCAUGUCACAUAGUCUAUACUGACUAUCGACCUACACCGCUUCAACAUUAUGUGUUCCCCAUGGGUGGAGAUGGUCUUUAUCUUGUUGUUGAUGAGAAGAGCACGUUCCGAGAGGAUAGUUUUCAGAAAGCUGUCAAUGCUGUCUCUGAGACCCCCAACAAGGAGACUGGCAAGUGGCAGAAGGGUCCUACCAGAGGCAAGGAGACUGCCGGACCAAGUGAUAUUUUCAAAAUAGUGAAAAUGAUCAUGCAGCGUCAGUACGAUCCAGUGAUUGUCUUUAGUUUCAGUAAGAGGGAUUGUGAAGUCCAAGCAAUGCAGAUGGAAAAAUUGGACUUAAAUAAUGACGAUGAGAAGAAGUUAGUCGAUCAAAUUUUCUGGAGCGCGAUGGAUUGUUUAUCUGAAGACGACAAGAAACUUCCACAGGUCUCUAAGCUCUUGCCUUGGCUGAAGCAAGGAAUCGGAGUGCACCAUUCUGGAUUGCUACCCAUUUUGAAAGAAGUUAUUGAAAUUCUUUUUCAGGAGGGCCUAGUGAAGUGUUUGUUUGCCACAGAGACUUUCAGUAUAGGGCUGAACAUGCCGGCAAAGACGGUCGUCUUUACUGGUGUUAGGAAAUUUGACGGUGAUAAAUUCCGGUGGCUUUCUGGUGGAGAGUACAUCCAAAUGAGUGGACGUGCCGGUCGUCGUGGUUUGGAUGACCGUGGUAUUUGUAUUCUUAUGCUUGAUGAAAAGCUUGAGCCACCGGUUGCCAAGGCCAUGGUGAAGGGUUCAGCUGAUCCGUUGAAUAGUGCUUUCCAUCUGAGCUAUAAUAUGCUGAUAAAUCAAAUGCGUUCGGAGGAAAGUGAUCCCGAAGCGUUGCUGAGGCAAUCCUUUUUCCAGUUUCAGGCUGAUCGCGCUCUUCCGAAGCUCGAGAAACGCUUGAAAGAGUUAGAAGAAGAAAGGAACUCGCUCGUUAUCGAGGGUGAGGAGGAGCUCAAGUCCUACUUUGCGUUGAUAGAGCAAUGGAGAGAGAUGAAAAGCAGCAUUCGAGACAUCGCAUUUGCUCCACGCUAUGCUUUACCAUUCCUUCAGCCAGGCCGGAUUGUAAGAGUUUUGAGUGAUGAAGAUAAUGACGAUGAAGAACUCUCGAUUGGCACAACGAUAAAGGGUUACUGGGGUGUGAUUGUGAAUUUCGAGAAAGUUGCAACUGCGACGAAAGACUUUGUGGAGGAAGAAGAUGGACGCAGUGCACCUGAGCCAAAGUACAUGGUCGAUGUUCUUAUAAACAGCGUCACCAAGGAUGAAAAUUCCCGUCGUAAAACUGCCCGUCCUGUCGCGAUGGACAGUCCGGGAGAGCCAGUUGUGACUGCUGUUCCUCUCUCACAGCUGGAGAGUCUAAGCGCUGUUCGUAUAUACAUUCCUAAGGAUCUACGGCCAAUAGAAGCUCGGGAAAAAUGCAAGAAAACCGUUUUGGAGGUUCUGCGUCGUUUUCCUGAUGGAAUUCAAUUACUUGAUCCCGAGGAUGACAUGCAGGUGGAUAGCAAAGCGUACAAGAAGGUGACGAGACGACUUGAAGCUGUCGAGAAAAUGAUCGCAGAUCACCCUGUUGCCUCUUCACCAUCCAUAACUUCAAGGCUGAAGAUAUUGCAGAAGAAGAACAAACUGACGUUAUCUAUUCGAGCCGCUCGCACUGAGGUUCGAGCUGCAUCAACGCUUGUCUUCAAAGAUGAGCUCAAGUCACGCAGGCGGGUCCUUAGAAAACUCGGGUAUGCAACUGUGGAUGGAGUGGUGGAGAUGAAGGGACGAGUGGCGUGUGAAAUAAGCAGUGCCGAUGAAAUUGUUCUUACGGAACUCAUAUUUGGUGGAAACUUCAAAGAACUUUCUUCAGAGCAACUUGUGGCGGUACUUUCUUGCUUUGUUUGGCAAGAAAAGAGCAAAAAUGCACCCAAACUUCGUGAGGACUUGUCUGGUCCAUACACACAACUUAGAGAUGUGGCACGAAGGGUGGGAAAAGCCCAACUGGAUUCCAAGAUGUCAAUCGAUGUAGAGCUGUACGUUACCUCAUUUCGCCCAGAUAUUAUGGAAGUGGCAUAUGCAUGGGCCUCUGGCGCGAAGUUUUCAGAAAUCAUGAAGAUGACAGAUACCUUCGAAGGAAGCUUAAUUCGUGCUUUUAAAAGACUAGAGGAGGUCCUACAACAGCUCAUAGUGGCAUCCAGAUCCAUCGGAGCAACAGAGCUGGAAACGAAGUUUGAGGACGCAGUCGUGAAGAUAAAAAGAGACAUUGUGUUCGCAGCGUCACUUUAUCUAUAAGGCUAGCCUUUGACUCUCAGGUGUUUUACGAGGUGAAGUAUUACCCGUCACCGUUUCUGCCUCUAGAGAAGGAGGUUUAGUGUUCUGGAUCGAUGAAUCCUUUCCCACCCAUAGAUUUCUGCAAGUCGUGUAGGAGCAAUUAUUGGAAUCACUAGGAAGGCUGCUUAAAACAUGCGAACUAGACUGGUGCAAACUGUACGACGUUGCUUUCCUAUCUUCGAGGUGGGUUUAGAAGACGAGAAUCGGCGAAAGGACGGGGCGGACGUCGAUUGGAAGGAAGUGAUGACCUAGUCAUCGUGGAGGUGUUUAACUUUAGACCGGAGAACACAGCUGGUCUAACUUUAAACAUUUCCUUGUAGUCAGGUUAUAGAUUUGCUUUGUGAUCAGAGCAAGUCUCAGUUUUGACCCAUAUUUUUAGUAGACGACGCUCUUGAGGAGUUCAACAGCGAUAGCAAUUUGUUGUAAGAUAUAUUUUCUCUGAAAUGCCUUGAUUUUUGAGAAUAUUUAUCAACACGCAUCCCGAUCCUGAUGUAGAAGGAAAACUCGAAAGUCUCUUUUAAGUGGCCGUCUGGAUGAGCUGUGUCCGUGUCGAUUC
Molecule: messenger RNA, 3937 nt
Organism: Marchantia polymorpha subsp. ruderalis
Lineage: Eukaryota; Viridiplantae; Streptophyta; Marchantiopsida; Marchantiales; Marchantiaceae
Source: the annotation of a GenBank genome assembly